This is a messenger RNA of Fusarium sp. VM40, 753 nucleotides long. The record is from the annotation of a GenBank genome assembly. NCBI's taxonomy places the organism in Eukaryota, Fungi, Ascomycota, Sordariomycetes, Hypocreales, Nectriaceae.
AUGCCACGCAACCACCUCAUCAUCGUCUGCUGUCACGGAGUUUGGCUCGGUGGUCCAACACAUGGCCAAGACGAAAAUGAAUGGCUAAUCGCCGACUUCCAACGCGGUGAAACCCCGACUUUUGUUCAGCAUAUCAAAGCCGGUGUACAAGCUCUCGCUCAAGACCGCCCUAACUCUGUUCUCGUUUUUACAGGUGGUCCAACACGCAAAGAAUCGAGGACAUCUGAAGCCGCUAGCUACAAGAAUAUCGCAGCUGAAAACAAUUACUGGGGGCUGCUAGAGAACAAAGAUGUUAGUGAUGCAGUAUUGUUAGAAGAGCGUGCACUUGAUUCAUACCACAAUGUUCUCUUCUCUCUGACUCUCUUCCAUGCGCGGUUUCAAGCGUGGCCGACCCACGUUACCGUUGUAAGCCAUGGUUUCAAGAAGGAAAGACUUGUCGACGGACACUGCGCAGCUAUAGGUGUUCCUCUCAACAGAGUCUCAUUCAUUGGCAUAGAUCCGCCUGGCAUGGCAGCUGUGUCGAAAGACCAAGAUAAGGAGGAGGCGAUGAAGGGUGCUAGUCUGGCGUUGGGUGAGUGGAAUGAGGAUCCCCAUGGGCGAGGGAAGAGUCUUGCUGGGAAGAGAGCCAAGAGAAAUCCUUGGGGAAUACAUCAGGGGGUGUUUUUCAGUAAGGGAUGUGAUAAUGGUGGUUUGGUCAUUAAGACGGAGAAUGGAAGCGAAGUCAUUGACGAAAAGGCAGCGCGGCCUUGGUGA